AUGUUGCUGGUGUUACGCGCAGCGGAAUGCCCCCGGGAGUUCCCUACGCUCAACGACACGGAUGCCUCGGGCGGCUUCAACGCCAUACCCUUUCGGAUCCACCAGAUGUACCGGGAUGUGAACAUCCCGAGUGUGUAUCGGCCAUUCGUGAAAUCUUGGAUGAAGAACCAUCCAAAGUGGGAGUACUGGUUUUGGACGGAUGAGAGUAUCCGCGACCUUCUUCAAGAUCAUUAUCCCCAGUUUCUCGACAUGUAUGAUGGCUACUCAAACAACCUGUUGCGUUCGGACGCGGCGCGGUAUUUUAUCCUAUAUCACUUCGGGGGCGUGUACGCCGACAUGGACAUGGAAAGCUUUCGGCCCGUGGAGCCAAUUCUGACCAAGCAUAGCUGUUUUUUCAGCCGGGAGCCGACAGUCCAGAGCACCCUUCUUUACGACAUGACAAGCGUCACCAUGAACGCGUGGAUGGCUUGUUCGAAGCGGCACAAAUUCAUGAAAUACGUCAUAAACAGUUUACCACAAUAUGACAAACACAUCAAAACUAUUUUCGAAACCAUCUACAUCACAGGUCCGCAAAUGUUGCACAAGACCCUACUCAGCUACAACACAACUCAGAACUGUACCAAGGAAGAAUCGAACUGCGCGGUCUACGUAGCACCGUAUGAAAUGUUUAUGCCCGCCUGGGACGACGGACAAAAAGGACACUUCCACGAAAUGUGUUCCAUUAACCUUCAAAAUCUUUCCCUUCAGCAACUAUUAGCCUGUGUCUGGUUACGAAAGACUAACUUCUCUAACACUAUACCUACGAAUAUUCCGUACAUUUACGCAAACCAUAAAUUCCUUCAUAUAGGGUAUGAAAAUGGCCACUACAAAAACAAGAAAAAGCCCGUUCACAUCAGCAAGCUGGUGUCUAAUGCCAUACGUUAUGUCCGAAGACCAGCCAACUCUACCGAAGAGUACAGGAUUUACUGGUGA
Molecule: messenger RNA, 972 nt
Organism: Lineus longissimus
Lineage: Eukaryota; Metazoa; Nemertea; Pilidiophora; Heteronemertea; Lineidae
Exons: 1
Coding region: 1-972 (323 amino acids)
Biological process (GO): mannosyl-inositol phosphorylceramide biosynthetic process
Molecular function (GO): mannosyltransferase activity
Source: RefSeq, a predicted model, not a curated record